AUGCAUUUUCAAACGAAAUUUCUUUUGUUGAGUAACUUCUUUUGUUUAUAUUUUUCAAUAACCGGAUCUACAAAAUCGAAACCAAAUAUAGUUUUCAUGCUUGCGGAUGACUACGGUUGGAACGACGUCGGGUUCCAUGGAAGCACCCAAGUCAAGACCCCCACUUUGGACAAUAUGGCUAAAGAGGGGGUCAUCCUCAACAACUAUUACCUGCAGCAACUCUGCUCGCCCAGCCGCGCGGCUUUGUUGACAGGACGAUACCCCAUCCGCACCGGAAUGCAGUACUUCCUGAUUGAGGCCGGACAACGCCUGGGCGUGCCCCUGAACUUUAAGUUCAUGCCAGAGUAUUUGAAUGAGUUGGGAUAUGAGAGCCACAUGGUUGGAAAGUGGCAUCUUGGAAUGUUCAAUAAAAAUUACACUCCAACUUACAGAGGAUUCAAGACGUUCUUAGGAUACUACAAUGGCUACACCGACUAUUUCGACCACAGAACACGAGAGCCCCCUGAAGGAAUGGAUCCAAACGAGUGGUGGGGUUUGGACUGGAACUUCAACGAGGGCGAAAACCUGACGAGUAUCAACAGUGACUUUGGAAAGUACGGCACCCACGUGAUGCAGAAUAGAGCAAAUGACGUCAUCAAAGGACAUGACUUCAAUUCGAAGCCUCUCUUUCUCUAUCUGCCAUUCCAAAAUGUGCAUAGUGGCAAUGAUGUUGACCCCAUCCAAGUACCCAUUGAAGUUGAGAUGCAGCAUCCGAAUAUUUGGAACACACUUCGUCGUAAAUAUGUUGGCGUAGUUCAAGAACUGGACAAUGCCGUGCGAAACAUCACUGAAACUCUCUCUAAUGUUGGAGUGCUAAACAACACAAUAAUCAUUUUCAGUACUGACAACGGAGGAGCUCCGAAUGGAUUUGAAAACAAUAUGGGAAGCAACUUUCCUCUCAGAUCCGGCAAAGGGUACUACUUUGAGGGUGGUAUCCGGGGUUCCGCGUUCGUUUUUGGUCCCAUGUUCAAAAAUCGGGCCGGAAACGUUUCGACUGAUUUAAUGCACGUCACUGAUUGGCUGCCGACUCUGUACGAGGCAGCUGGGGGUUCGGUUAGUGAUCUCGGAGACGUUGAUGGUCACAGUAUGUGGUCGGUGCUGACAGGUGUGAACAAAACGUGUCCUCGCACGGAAGUGUUGGUUAACAUCAACCCUAUCAAAAACUCAAAAGCAAUCAGAGUUGGAAAGUACAAAUACUUGCUUAACCCGUACGACGUGAUGGACGCAGAAGCUCCCGGCGAGUUACCUGACACAUUUGACGUCGUCGAGCCAAACAACACUCCAGCUCAAAUCUGGUGCGGAAAAAUACCUGCAAACGUCGACACCAAAUGCCACUCUGAAAGCACUGGACAAGAUGAAUGUAUAUUCGACAUUGAAAAUGACCCAUGCGAAUACUACAACUUAGUCGACAAUCCGGACUACAAGAGUGUGAAAGCAAUGCUUCUGGAUCGACUAGACUAUUGGGACUACAAAAGUGUCCAGCCACUAGUUCCGCCGUAUGACCCGGAAGGCUCACCGGCGAAAUUAGGUUUUGUGUUUAAACCAUGGACAGACAAUGCCACGAUUCCAAACAAUCGAAAUGAUAUAGAGAUUCCAGUUGAAUCUUAUCCGAAUGAAGUGAAGUAA
Molecule: messenger RNA, 1665 nt
Organism: Symsagittifera roscoffensis
Lineage: Eukaryota; Metazoa; Xenacoelomorpha; Acoela; Convolutidae
Product: arylsulfatase B-like
Exons: 6
Coding region: 1-1665 (554 amino acids)
Source: RefSeq, a predicted model, not a curated record